ACGCGCGGGCGACCGACAGAGACGGAAGAGUCAAACAAGUAAACAUGGCGCCGUGUGACCCAUCAUAUCAUAUUUAGUGUAUUUUGUACACGCAGUAUCUGUAGAUUUAUCUCGUAUUAGUGGAAAAUCUUUUAGAUAAGUGCGUAACAGUCACGAAACUUUACAAUGAGUGAUAAUUCAAGCUAAUGUUACUAAGUGCCAACCUUAUAUUUUCGUAAUCUAGUGAGUUUUGUAGCUAUCCAGUCAAAAAUUUGUAAAUAUUGAGUGAUUGUGCUGGAAUAGUCGAUGCGCAUUGAAUGAUAUUGGUGCCAAUGGGUUUUACAUAAUGUAAACAUUGUGGUUUUGUAACGAUACGUGGGCGACUGUCGCUUCCUUCAAGAUAUCGUAAAAACUAGCUAUGGAAAACACUGACAGUUAUUUGCACAAAAAGUUCAAGAAACAGCUGAACAUCCACUCAAAACCCCAAAACGAUAAAGAGAACAAAGACGCCGUUCAGACAGAACAGAGCGAGGAAAAAUCGCAAAUUCACACGACACCGAAAGACACUAAAAACGAUGAAGAGAGCGUCAUCCCGUACCACCGACUAGACAAUAACAACAGUGUGCCAAACCAAAGUACAAAUAGCCCUUCAUUCUCGGUGAAUACCAACUACUCCAAGUCUUCCAUAUCAGUAGAAACACAAGUAGCGAACCAACAAUCUUCGAACUCUUACAUAUCAUAUGUAGUUUCGAACCAAUCAGACCAUCAACCAGCUAGUUUUGAUACUAAAUUUAGCGAACAGACCAACUAUACAGUGAGCUUGUCUUCCAUUUUAGAUAACGUUUAUCCAAGGCAGAGUUACUCCAGCGCGGAAGAUGCCUAUCCGCACUACAACAACCUCGGCGAGGACUAUCGCCCGAGGCUCAACAGCUCGGACGAUGUUUCCGAACCGAAGCCUGACGAAGUCCAGCGCCCUCCCGAUAAAAACUCCAGCGGGAAAUACGUGUGCCCCUACUGCAAUCUAGUGUGCUCCAAACCGAGCGUUCUGCAAAAGCACAUAAGGGCCCACACGAACGAGAGACCGUACCCUUGCAAGAGUUGUGGGUUCAGCUUCAAGACGCGCUCUAACCUCUACAAGCAUUGCAGGUCGAGGACCCACGCGAACAGGGUCAUGGGCAACAAAACUCAGGAAGGGGGCGCUGAGAGCGACGAUAAGUACACGAGGGACUCCCCGAACCACUCUGAGUCGAAAGAGGAGCAGGUCGCGUUGCAGAAGCCUUACAAACCGCGGUUCCACACGGGGAAGGCCUUCUACGACAACGUAUCCAAGGAAAACAUCGGCGACGAAAGUCAGAGUCCUGCUACCGAACUGCUGUCGAUGACCAUCAACGAGAUCAUAAGCAAAAACAACACCAUAGUCAACUCGAAACGUCUCUGCGAAGAACCCACUUCCAGCGAGUUCAGGUACAGCAAAGCAGAGCCUUAUGUCGAACCGAAACCAUCCGAGGAACCUCUCAACUUGACCAAUAAGAACCGGAAGCGGUCCCUGAGUGAGGUGACCGAGCCCUCGAUGCAGAAGAGCUUGAUCAAGGAGCUCCUGCUUAAAAACCUUUCCUCCGAUAUGCAGUGCCCCCACUGCAAGAUGAUAUUUCAGACCGUCACUGAGCUGGACGUCCACAAGUACCGCAGCUGUAAGGGCAAGCCCUCAAACGCCAAAUACACGCGCAGCAGCUCGGUGAACGUCGCCUCGAUUCUCACGCAGAACAAGAACGCUUUCGACAACAUCCCGCAGCUGCAGAACACGGUGUUUCCUCUGAACUCUCCGGGACCCUUUCUCGGCAACACGAGACUCAUCGAUGCCGACAAGAGCAAGUCGUUUUCUUUCGACGCCGGCAACUGUCCGCUAUUGAGCCCCAGCGAACCUUCGCCCAGCUACCUACUGUCACCUCUUCCCUUUGAUAGGGAAAAGAAGCCGGGGAUCAAGCUGUUCGGUGGGGAGGUCAAAGUGCACUCCUCCGGGGAGACGAAGAGCUUCAAGAUAGACAGCAAGGAGGACAAGUUCGAGUCCGAGUCGAAGUAUGCGGAGUUCGGGGGAAAAAUCAGUGAGAACAGGGUCGUCCAGUCGAGUUUGCAAUCUGGGGGGACGGUGCUCACCAACAAAACCAACUACAGCAAGCAGGACCUGAAGACCCCCCAGGAAGUGAUGAUGGUUUUCAGUACAGCUGCCUCGCCUAGCAUCGAGAACGGUAGCUGCUUCAAAAGAACCAGGUUCACAUUCGAUUCGUUGGAAACGAUAUCCGACAGCGGUCAGGAAGGAUUGAGAGAUCAACCAGAUACGCCGAAAUCGUACAAGGACGAACCCAGUCCCCUCUACAAAAACAUUAUGGAUUUCAGUCAAACUGCCCUGAGAAAACUGACUCCCAACCUGAGACAGCCUAACUUUAACCUAACUGUAAUGCCCGCACCAAGCAGUCCGAUGUACAACAACGUUUCCGGAGAGAGGUUAGAGAAUUUAAGGCUCGCCAGUCCGAAACCCAAAGUCAGCGACUUACCACGAAGCCCACUUCCCCUCGCUGACCCUGACAAAUACUUUGAAAACCGUAAACCAUUUUACGAACCAAAACCCACAACUCCGACAAACAUGUACAACCCCGUGAACCUGCUAGUCAACGGAAAGGUGGUGAGGCACGUGCCAGGGAUGCCGGGUCCUGUAGUAGCUCCCGAACCCCCCGUAGAUAUGGGGUACAGGAGUAACAUAGUUGCCGUGGUCAGGCCGAUGCAACAGAGUGUGGCCCCCUUGUCGCCCCUGGUGCUCGACAGAGUCUCGAAAGCUAGCAGCAAGGUUGUCGAGCGUGAGGCGUUUUUCUUGCAACCGGAAAAAGUACCUGAAAGGCCGUCGAGGUCUCCGAACAACUUUUCCCCCGCCGCUGAGAGAGUCAGGACCAGUAGCGCCCUGCUGCAGGUCAAGAAGGUGUUCGACUUUGAAACCGCGAAGGAGGGGCCAAAACCCGAAACCUCGGAAGUGAAACCCACUCCCCCUUCCUGUAUGAAACCCCCGGUAUCCGCCAUUGAGCCGAAGUCUUUGGAUAACAGACCUGAAGGCGAACUGAAGAAAUUUGCUCGUCCCAACAGCCUCGCGCUAAAACCGACCAUGGCCUCACUCAAGCAGCACCACGGCUUGACCCCAACUAUGUUCAACCAGAUCCUCAUAAGCCCCGAUACUCCGAGGGUGGCGAAGAAGUAUGCGGAACAUUUCUUGCAUGGAAACUACUUCAGUUACCUGGGCUUGAAAAGCUCCACGAAGCCGGUGUAUUGCACGCUGAAUAAGACGCAACCAUUUUACGUGCCUUAUUUCAAGAAGCUGAGCAUGUAUUCCGAGUGGAGGCAGCAGGAUACCAAGCAGGACAAGCUGUACGUUAUCAACUAUGAUUCGAGGCAGAAGAGUGGGAGGUAUACCGUGGCUGGAAAGAUAACGGCCAAUUUGGUAACACAUUCUAGUUAUAAGGUAGGGGGAGGUAUGUUUGCGACCAAUGUGGAAUAAGGUGUAAAAAACCGUCGAUGCUAAAGAAACACAUCAGAACUCAUUCCAAUGAUAGGCCUUACACUUGCAGUCAUUGCAA
Molecule: messenger RNA, 3599 nt
Organism: Leptinotarsa decemlineata (Colorado potato beetle)
Lineage: Eukaryota; Metazoa; Arthropoda; Insecta; Coleoptera; Chrysomelidae
Biological process (GO): regulation of transcription by RNA polymerase II
Cellular component (GO): nucleus
Molecular function (GO): DNA-binding transcription factor activity, RNA polymerase II-specific; RNA polymerase II cis-regulatory region sequence-specific DNA binding; zinc ion binding
Source: RefSeq, a predicted model, not a curated record